This is a messenger RNA of Oppiella nova, 2222 nucleotides long. The record is from the annotation of a GenBank genome assembly. Lineage: Eukaryota; Metazoa; Arthropoda; Arachnida; Sarcoptiformes; Oppiidae.
CGACAGUGGAGGCCAAGUGUAGGCCCCGUAAUAUUGCUAGGAAUCGGUCAAAAUUGAGACCAUUUGCACUGAUUGUGACAAUUAAAGGAAAUGAUGAAACAAAUGAUUGAAUGGACGCAGAAUGGCCUAUAGAUUUGCUUUGGUGUAUGUAAUGGAGUGAAUGCAGUGAAGCCAACAUUGGUUGGUUGUCGAGAGCAUCCUUUCAUCCCUUGCAUCCCAUCAUCACAUCUCAUAUGAUUUGCUUUCAUCUCUCACUCCACUGAUGGCUGCAAUUGUCAGAGCAUUUGCUCGCAUAUUGUUUGCAAUUGUUUUUCAUUUAUAACUGUUAUUCAUGUCAAGUAUUUAAUGUAAUAUAAGGUAACGUUGACUCACGAGUCAUACCUAAUAAUAAAUUUUAAUAAAUAAAUUAAAUUGUGAUAUAAAUAAUGGACUCGAAGAAGGCCAAAGCAAUCACUAUUGGAGAUCAGUUGAAUAAAUCGGUCAAAACGACUCCAGUACUCAUUUUGCCAAAUCAUAGCUUCACUAAACAGAUGUCUGAUAUAAGCAAUGCUUCACAAUAUUCACAGUUAGAUAAUAGCAGUCAUUCUGGAGUCACUUGUGUUCCCAAACUUAGCGUACAUUACAUCGUCUCUCUGAAUAACGAACCGCCGAUUAUCAGUUCCGGUAAGCAUUUGGAUAAUGAAAACUCCAAUCAUAUUAAAACCGAAACCAUUGAUGGCGAGAGAAAGUGUUUGAUUUCAUUACCUCUGGAGAGUUGUCAUAAUGACUGCGAUUCCAAUACUCUUAAAGCCAACCACUCGAUGACUAACCAAAGACUACUAAUAAGUCCGACAGACUUCUUGACGUUAACUGAAGAUGGAAUCACUCACAAGAACUCUGCCGUCAGGAAAGACGUGAAUCUGUCUGCGAGUAGUCUUGAGAUCAUUCGCCGCAAUACCGUUGACACCAAUUUUGCCAUUUGUUUGGACCGGUAUUGCGAGUCACCUCUCCUUCUGGAGGCGCACAAAGACUCGCAACUCAUUUGCGACGAUGAGAUCUCCUGUAAUGGAAGGAACUCCAGACUAUCAGAGAGUCCCGAAGAUAUGACAACUGAUGAGCUCUUCGCCAAUACGUUCGGAACGGAUCAGUCGACGUCUUUGAGAGAAGUGGUCACUCCUAUUGAAGUGGAAAGCGCUAGAAAUACACCGAUUCCUCUGCAUAAAGAAAUAAUUGUCUCGAAUAAAAGCAAAACGAAUAUUGAAAGCAAUAUUCUUUGUGAGGAUAUAAAGCCAUCGAUUGAGACAAUUGAAGCGAAACCGGUUUUGACGACAUUGGAUGCGAUGGAGAGUUCGGCCAAUAAUUGCAGUUCUCAGACACAAACUGAUAGCUCAUUCUCAAUGAUCUCUUCCCAAUCAGACAUCAAUGUCUCGACUUCACAGUCCCUCUCAUUGACAACACUAGACAUAAAAGUAUUGCCGACAGGAAUGUUAGCCAAAGAUUCCAUAUUAUUGGCCAAUUUGGCGGCCGCUCUCCCAUCUUCUCUCACUUCCAGACAAAUAGCUCUUCAAGUGAUCCGAGAAGACGGCACUUCUCUGGUCUUACCAUUAAAUACAAAGCAUGAGAACAACGAUGUCUUGUCCACAAAGGAGGGCCCCAGUGAUCUUGGGGUCAGUUCUUCACUGGUAUUGGCAGAAGUGGUUUCGCCCAACGAGUCCAUCAGACCAUUCAAAUGCGAGUUAUGUAACUCAACAUUCACUCGACUGGGGAACUACACCAGACAUAAGAAAAUACAUUCCUAUCCCUCCAAGGAGGACCAGCGCUUCCGGUGCGACAUAUGUAGCAAGUCUUUCAUCCAACGCUGUGAUCUGGCCCGACAUCUCCACAUACAUCGCGGCACCGAACCGCACCGGUGUUCACAAUGUGGAAAGGGAUACAUAAGACACAGUGAUUUGGUUACUCAUCAACGGUUCCACAAUAAAGAGAAAAUCUUUUCGUGUCCGCACUGUAGUAAAGGGUUCUGUCAGAGGGGAGACCUGAACCGUCACUUGCGGUCAAUUCAUUUGCAGUUAAAACCGAUUCUGUGCUCAUAUUCUAACUGUCAAAAGAAGUUUGCGAAACAGGAAACCCUCUUAAGACAUAUUAACUCAAGUCAUAGGGAUCUCAUUGAAGACGCAACUGAUCCACAAUUCAAGUGAAUUGAAACUCAUGUUAUGUUUGUUUUCAAUCUUUUACUUCAAUCUAAC